AAGAUGUUUCUGGGGGAAAUAACCCGUCCGCUGGCGUGUCACUAAGCAGCUGUAGUGUAUAAAAGCUAGGAAGCUAACUAGCAUCUUAACCUGGUUUGUCAGUCAGAUUAGCGUUAGCUGCCUAGCUGUGUUGCUCAGAUUUGACAUAUUCACUCCGCAUCUCUGUACUAGCGGAUCCGGUAUUAUUUCUGAAAAUGAUCAUAUUAUCUUCCAUUGAACAACUGUGCUCUUGCUCUAGUUAGUGUGAUGUCCAGCUCCCCUCAGGUGUUAGCGCUUUUAAAUCGUUUUUAGCCGCACGGCUAACGUGUUUUCUGUGUUGUUGUUUGUUCCCAUUACAUGGCUAACACUCACUCACUUACUCUCACACUCUCUCUCUCUCUCUCUCUCUCUCUCUCUCUCUCUCUCUCUCAGCUCGAGUUGAAGUGAAAACACGAGCCAGCUUUUUUCACCUCGCUAACUGUUCAGCUAAAGCCAGGUUCGCUGUGUGAGGCGUUUAUUUAUGCAGUAAAGUGGUCUGUUAUGGAAAGUGCAUUAAGAGCCUUAGCGAGGCUUUUCGUUUUUGUCACCGAAGGCUAUUAAUAUGAAUAGGUUUCUCUCACCUAGUUAAUGAGGCGACUCUCGGACUGAGACUGGUUUAAAUGACAAUAGUUGUGAACACGUUAAAGUUGGUCGGACAUGAUUGAUUCACCACGUGUGUGUGGAAUUAUUUGAUUGUUUCUGACUGUGUGGAAGAGCAGCUGCAGGGAGAUGUACACUCGGACCCAGCGCCUGGAGACUCUGUUUCCAGCUGAAUAAAGAUAUUACAUGCUCUUUGGUUUGUUGUUUAGGUCCCCGGUGAUUUAACGCAGAUGUUCUUCCCUGCUAAGUAAAGGAAAUUAGGCAGGGUCCGUCAUUUAAUUCAGGAUGAAACUAACCCCCCACUCACUGCAGACUGAAGAGGGAAGCCAUCUUUAUUGACCAGAUCCCCGUUUGGUUUAACACGGACUCUCUGGAGUGCCAGUGAUCGAGCUCAUCUAACUGUAUUGUACGUGUGUUAGGAAGUCAAAUCGUAUCUCUGUUUAAUAGAAGAUUUUUUUUUCUUCAUCUGGAGGUGCUGUGAGUUUUAGUUAACAUGCUGCAGGGGCUACAGGUGCAGCUGUGUGGAGCUUUUCUCGUCCUGGCCUCUGUAUGCAGUGCAGGCAGCAGCCCAGGGCCUUUCAGCAGCUGCUGGGUAGAUUUACACUGAGUUUAUCAUCACAAAGGCUUUAUCUGUGGUGUUUUUCCCUGAUUGAACAUAUUGUGGAUCCCUGAGUGGCACCAAUGGAGAGUAAGGGAGGAUCUCUACCUGCAAUGCCUGAGCCAAAGAACCCCACCAGUAUGAAACAGUUAUCUGAUUCACCGUGUGGAUGUAAGGGACGAGGUGAUGGAAGCACAGAUCCCGCUCUUUUAAUGGAUAAAGCUGCAACUCAGUUAGCAGCCACGCCCCACGAUGGUGUCUUGCAGAAGAUGGGCAACCACAACCACACUCAUGAACAUCUGAAGGAUCUGACAUCUCGUUUCUUCAACGGUGAGCAGGAGACUGUGUCGAAGUUCUGCACGGCCCCCCCUGGAUCGCCCCUCCAUAAAGCAGUAGAGUCUGGACCUCAGCAUGGCAGCCCUCAAAGGAAGUCUGACUCCUCCCCUGAGCUCACACUCAAAAUAACCAAACAUUUACCUAAUGGAAAAUCGCCACCACCGUGCAGGUAUGACGCUAGCUAUGGGGAAGAUAUCACGGAGGAAACAAAUGCAGCUUUAAGUUUAGCAGAAGGUAUGCUGGCUCCUGCAAGUGCCACAAACGAAGGGAGCAAGUCGAGGGGACCAGUGAAAAAAGUGCCACCGAGCAGACGUCACCCCAUCGACCCUGCUGUUAAUGGCUCCGAGAGAUCAACUUUCACACACAUUAUCGUAGAACCAUGUGACAAGCCCAGAGAGUCAUAUGACCCUGCUCCUGACUCCGAUGUCCUGACUUCUGAAUCCAGUGAUGCUAUUGUGCCUUCCUGUGUAACUUCUAAUGGCAUGCCUAUGUUGGAUGCUGAGGAGGAUAAUAGCGUUCAGGGUGUGAAUGAUGUUAAGACAUUAAUAACAGAAAAGCAACCUCAUGUGCAGUUUUCCGUGGGAGAUAUUGUCUGGGCUAAAGUGUCUGGAUACCCAUGGUGGCCAUGCAUGAUCACUACAGACCCAGAGUUCAACCUUCACUUCAGGCAGAAAGCAAACAACUGCAGGGGAUUAUUGUACCAUAUACAGUAUUUUAGCGACACGCCAGAGAGAGGAUAUAUUGCUGGGAAGAACUUGGUCGUAUUCUCUGAGAAAGAACAAUACCAGACACUGUGCUGUGGAAAGAAAAAAUCCACUGAUGGCAAGAAGCUGAUGAUUCCACGUAAGGUGCGGAUACCAUGGGAUACAGGCAUCUCCCAGGCAACAGAGGCAGUAGCUUUACCUGUAGAGGAGCGCCUGGCCAAGUUCAGCUUCACAUACGAGGGCAGCCAGCCGCGGUUCAACUCUCGCAUGCUGCAAGAACUCCAGUGCAAGCAGGAACAGCAACAGCAGAGUCAUGAAGAAUUUCCAGAUACACCUAGCCUCACUCCACCAGACUCCACUCAGUCCAGCCCCAUCACUGUACAGUUACUGAGUAACCAUUUUACUCCCCUCCUUCCCACCAACAGCAGCACUUCAGCAAGGAAAACACCCCUUGCUACUAAAGCACCUAAAGCCCCAGCCAGCAGGGGGCAAUGGAUCCAGAAGGAGCAGAAUGUCCUUUUCAAAAGGAGAAAGAAAGUCAAUCCUGUCGUAGUUCUCCCUAAUAUUGACUCUGUUGUACAGGAUAUGCCCAUUGCUGCAGAUAAACUUGAGCCUAAUAAGAUGAAAAUGAAUAAAUCUGGGAUAUUCACAAAAGCGUCAUCACUGAAACAGGAUGUCCUAUUUGCUGAAAUUGACCCUCAGUUGAAAGCGUCCCAGAAGAAACAAGGAAAACUCAAACAGAAGUUUCCAGCUGCACCAAACUCCCUGAAAAGGAAGAAAAUUAAGGCAUCUGCUGUUAUUGCUGAAAGACUGAAUGCUGAAUUACUGAAGCCAGUGGUUUUGGAUGCUGAAGUCUGCAAGAUUAAGAGAAAACUAAAAAAGGACAAGGCAGAUGCUGUCUUGAAAGUUAUGAAGGCCUCGAAGCGUGCAUUUGAAGAGAUUAAUGUGGAGGAUGUACCUCAACCCAGGAAAAAAGCCAAGCUCGGGGACGGUUUAAAAUGGCACGAGACGCUAAAGGCACAGAAACCUGAACCUCAAGUCAGUAUACAAAGGCAAAAGAGGCAAAAAUCUGCCAUCACCCAGAAAAGAAAGAGACCUAAAACAGCAAUGUCAGUGGAGGAGCCUCAAAACAAGGCCAGGUGGGGUAGGAAGAAAAAGCAGGACCCUAGCAACCUGUCGCUACCGGUUUCAUCCAAGAAGCACGGCCCAUCAUCCCAGGUAACUUCAUAUCAAGAGAGACCCGAUUCUCCUACUGAUGAAGCCCAUGCUACCAGGAAGGCAGAUCGCAGUAUCAAUAAUAAAAAAGAGAGUUUGUGUCAGGUUUGUGAAAAGACAAGCGAGGACCUGGUGACAUGUGAAGGACAAUGCUAUGGUUCAUACCACCUCCAGUGUAUGGAUUUGGACCAAUCAUCAGACAAGGUGCUCUGCACUGCCUGCCGUACAGGAGUGCAUACAUGUUUCACCUGUAAGAAGUCUGAAGGAGAGGUGAAGCGCUGUAGUGUCUUACACUGUGGACGAUUCUAUCACGAGGCAUGCUUGCGGUUAAGUGCUUUGACUGUUUUUGAUAACCGCGGAUUCCGAUGCCCCCUACACACUUGCCUCAGCUGUCACUGCAGCGGCCGUGGCACAGCAAAAGCUACCAAAGGGAAGGUGAUUCGCUGUCUGCGCUGCCCAGUAGCAUACCACACUGGAGACCUGUGCAUAGCUGCAGGAAGUGAGAUGCUGACCUCUACUACUAUGUUAUGUACCAACCACUUCAACCCUAAGAAAGGCUACAGGCAUCGUACACAUGUCAAUGUCAGCUGGUGUUUCAUCUGCUCUAAUGGUGGCAGACUCCUGUGUUGUGAAUCAUGUCCAGCUGCCUUUCACCCUGACUGUUUAAAUAUCACCAUGCCUGAUGGCAGCUGGUUCUGUUAUGACUGCCGCUCAGGCAAGAAGCCCAAGUACAGAGACAUCAUCUGGGUCAAACUGGGCAGUUACAGAUGGUGGCCAGCAGAAAUCCGUCACCCCAGGAACGUCCCUACGAAUAUCCAGCACCUACGUCACGAGAUUGGAGAGUUCCCUGUUUACUUUUUUGGAUCGAAAGAUUACUACUGGACACACCAAGGACGUGUGUUUCCUUAUAUGGAGGGGGACAGGGUGAGCAAACACCAGAAGACUACCAUUGGGAAGGUCUUUAAGAAUGCUGUGGUGGAGGCUGAGGCUCGGUUUAAGCAGAUCAAAAUGGAGAGAGAAGCUAAAGAGGCCCAGGAGAACAACAGGAAACCCCCUCCAUACAAAUAUAUCAAGGUCAACAAACCAGUCGGGCGCGUGCAGAUUUACACGGCCGACAUCUCCGAGAUCCCCAAGUGCAACUGUAAGCCAAGCGAUGAGCGGCCGUGCAGCUUUGAGUCGGAGUGCUUGAAUCGCAUGCUGCUAUACGAGUGUCACCCUCAGGUGUGUCCGGCUGGAGACCGCUGCAUGAACCAGGACUUCACCAAGCGCCUCUACCCUGAGACCAAGAUCAUUCGCACAGCUGGCAAGGGCUGGGGUCUCGUUUCUCUCCGAGACAUCAAGAAGGGGGAGUUUGUGAAUGAGUAUGUGGGGGAGCUAAUCGAUGAGGAAGAGUGCAGAGCGAGGAUCAAAUACGCCCAGGAAAAUGACAUCACACAUUUCUACAUGCUCACCAUUGACAAGGACCGGAUCAUUGAUGCAGGCCCUAAAGGGAACUACUCCCGCUUCAUGAACCAUAGCUGCCAGCCCAACUGUGAGACUCAGAAGUGGACUGUGAACGGAGACACACGUGUGGGACUGUUUGCUGUGUGCGACAUUCCAGCAGGCACCGAAUUGACUUUUAACUAUAAUCUGGACUGUCUUGGGAAUGAGAAGACUGUUUGUCGCUGUGGUGCACCCAACUGCAGUGGCUUCCUCGGAGAUCGACCCAAGAUCACCCCCACGUCGGAGCCCAAAGCCAAGUUACAGAAGAAGAAACCGAGGCGGAAGCGUGCUCGAAGUGAAGGGAAGAAGCAAUCUGAGGACGAGUGUUUCCGUUGUGGCGAUGGAGGACAGCUGGUUUUGUGUGACCGCAAGGGCUGCACUAAAGCUUACCACCUGUCUUGCCUGGAUCGCACUAAGAGACCAUUCGGUCGUUGGGAUUGCCCCUGGCACCACUGUGAUGUAUGUGGCAAACCAUCUGAUGCUUUCUGCCAGCUGUGUCCCAACUCCUUCUGUAAGAUCCAUGAGGAGGGCACGCUGAGACCCCACCCCAGCAGCAGUCAGCUGUGCUGCCAAGAGCACGACGACUCGGACCUGCAGUCUACAGCAGCGGCCACCAAGAAGUCUGAUCUUGCCACUAAACCUGCCAAACGCGGCCGCAAACCCGGAGCCCGGGGCAGCACCGACUCUACAGCCAAGAAGCGCUCCAGGAAACAUUGUAACAAGCAGCAGAAGGGUCGAGCUGGCGAAAGUGUUCCUCCUCUCUCACCCCUUCCCUCCACGCCCUCCCCAUGAUUCAGUGGUAUUGAUAUGAACAUGACUGAUCUCCCAAACUGAAAGCACUGUGUCUGAUCAGGGAAGAGUAUCUGAACACUGUAGAGCUCAAUGAAGCUACCAUCAGGUUCCUACACCCCCGCCUCCCCUCUCCCCCCCUCACUCAACCUCUCGCUCAGAACCGGGUGUGGGAGCCACCACACCGAACAGCCUCGUUACUACACAGCAUUAUGGAGGCCAAACUUGAAAUUUUUUUUUUUUUUUUUUUACACCAGUUUUUAAUCGUUCAGAUAGAUUUGUUUAAUUUUUUUAACAGUAGAUAUGUAUAUGAAAAUGUAUAUGAAAGACCAAAAUUAUAAUAAUACUGGAAUUACAGAUAGUAACAGAUGCCAAUGUGUAGUGUUUUUUUUUUUUUGUUUUGUUUGUUUGUUUUAAACAGUCAGUUGUACCUUUAAAUGUAAGACACUAUGGAUAGCCCUUGAAUUGUUUUUAUAGUUAACAUAGAGUGCAUUUAACUAUAGAGCAGCACAUUUGUUUGUUAGCUCAUUUUUUUGAGUUUAUGUAACAUGCUAGAAUGUUAAGAGUCUCUGCAAAAUCUACCUAUUCAGAGUUUAAAAAAAGGCACAGUAAAUUGAGUGAGUCAGGGCGCUGUUUUUUGUGAGGUUUGGGUGAAAUAAAACUUUUAAAAUAA
This is a messenger RNA of Ictalurus punctatus (channel catfish), 6415 nucleotides long. RefSeq names its product nuclear receptor binding SET domain protein 2 (gene nsd2). Gene Ontology annotation, molecular function: histone H3K36 methyltransferase activity; protein binding. The transcript is spliced from 24 exons. Gene Ontology annotation, cellular component: chromatin; nucleus. The coding region runs from base 1300 to 5745 and encodes 1481 amino acids. The record is from RefSeq and is a predicted model, not a curated record. Gene Ontology annotation, biological process: regulation of DNA-templated transcription. Lineage: Eukaryota; Metazoa; Chordata; Actinopteri; Siluriformes; Ictaluridae.